Funneliformis caledonium is the source of this 555-nucleotide messenger RNA. The record is from the annotation of a GenBank genome assembly. Lineage: Eukaryota; Fungi; Glomeromycota; Glomeromycetes; Glomerales; Glomeraceae.
AUGACAACUAAAAAAAAAGUAGAAGGAUAUUAUGAAGGCGCAGUAGGAUAUUAUGAAGACACAGUGAAGAAGUUGGAAGAGUGGAAGGAAGAUAGACUUUUUGCAAAAGAAGUUAAUGUUGGAAAUUAUACAAUAGGUGAAGAGGGUGAAGUAAUUGAAUAUCUUAGAUGUUUAGUAAAGGUUUAUUCUAUUGAAGAUAAAAGAAAAAAACUUUUUCAAAAUAUGAUGAAUGAACUUUUUAGAUAUGAGAUGCAUCUAUUUUCAAUUACAGAUGGAUAUACUACAGAUGGUAUAAUUUUAUACACUAUUAAAGGAAAUCAAUGUCUUGAGAUCUCUGGUGAUGUUUUUAGAGAAGAUAUUAUAAUUGAAUCUCUUACUUCUUUAAUACUUUUAGUAUCCAUUCUAUGUUACCAUGAUUACAUUAUAAAUAUUCUUGUUAUAUUAAAUGCAUUAAAAGCUGAGUUAACUGAACUAAAAGCUUAUUAUAAUGAUGUAAAACUAGAUAAAUUGGAUAUUGAACUACAGUCUUAUUUUCCUUAUCCACAUUCCUUCUAA